This is a messenger RNA of Jaculus jaculus (lesser Egyptian jerboa), 1788 nucleotides long. RefSeq names its product RNA exonuclease 1 homolog. NCBI's taxonomy places the organism in Eukaryota, Metazoa, Chordata, Mammalia, Rodentia, Dipodidae. The record is from RefSeq and is a predicted model, not a curated record. Gene Ontology annotation, molecular function: nucleic acid binding; exonuclease activity. The transcript has 2 exons. The coding region runs from base 1 to 1788 and encodes 595 amino acids. Gene Ontology annotation, cellular component: nucleus.
AUGGCCAUGAGCUGGUUCCCCCAGGCGUACCAGGGAGUUCGCAAGGCCCUGGUCCAACACCCCAUCCCGGACCUCCUGCUGCCUUGCUACCAGCAGGACGGCCUGCUGGGACCACCGCCCGCGACGACGUGCCUGCUGUCCCCAGAGCCGUUUGUCUUCCUGCAGGUCGUGAAGUCCCUUGGUCCAUCGCAGGGCCUCAGCUUCGCGGCCACCUGGACCUGGGCCACGACGGAUUCGAACGGACGGAGGAGGCCCGCGGGCCUGCGCCAGCCACCUAGGCCACGCGCCCACUUCCAGAUGCCUUCUCCCGGCCACAGCCCAACCACCUCGGCCGCCGGGGAGAAGAGGAGGAUCGCCCACGUGCCCAGGCCCGACACGGGAGCCAAGAGGACCCUCACGACCAGUGGGGCCGGCGACGGCGGAGGGUCCCCCAAGUCCGGAAGAGGGAGAGGCAAAGACCAGCAGCAUCCCAGCCCGGGCACUUCAGGGACGAUGACAUGCAAGACCCCAUCCGCCCCGAAGGAGCAGACGGUGCCCAGCGUGGUGGCCAGCGUCUCCACGGGCACUUGCAAGAAACCCACGCCCACCGCCACCAGUGAGCUCAAGGCCAAGGUCCCGGCCUUCAUCCGCCAACGGUACCUCGGCCUGUUCGUGGAAGAGUGUCUCCAGUUCUCCUCGUCCCGCGGCGAGGCCGUGGAGAAGGCGCAGGCGGAGGAGAGGAUGGCCUACGACCGCAGCCCCAACAAGUCCAUCUACGUGAAGGCGGUCGUGGAAACGCUGGGUAAGCUCAAGGGCUUCACGCCCAGCGUCGUGCCCGGGCUGAACAAGGCCACCCUGUACAGCCGCCUGCAGGGCUACGUGCUCACCGAGGACCAGCUCAAGGAGCACGGCUAUCCAUUCGAGCAUCCCAGGCAGCGCGGGGAUGCUGUUCUCUUCCAGUCCCGCAGCCGCUGCUCCCCAUCUUCCUCCUCCAGAACCUGCUGCCGCUGCGGUGCCCAGUACCCCGUGUCGUCCUCCGGGCACUGCCUGAGCACCGAGCCGUGCGUGUACCACUGGGGCAAGCUCUUCACGCACGCCGUGCUGGGCGGCUGGAAGAAGCAGUACACGUGCUGCUCGGCGCCCGUCGGGGUCAGCGGCUGUCAGGUGGCCAGGCAGCACGUGCAGGACGGCAGGAAGGACGACCUCCGGGGCUUCGUGGCCACCUCGGGCCGCCGCAGCCGGGAGCCGCGCGAGCUGGCGCACGCGGGCAUCUACGCGCUGGACUGCGAGAUGUCCUACACCACGGUGGGCCUGGAGCUGACCCGCGUGACCGUGGUGGACACCGAGCUGCGCGUGCUCUACGACACCUUCGUCAGGCCCGACAACGACAUCGUGGACUACAACACCAAGUUCUCCGGCGUGACCGAGGCCGACCUGGCCCUCACCGAGACCCGGCUGCGGGACGUGCAGGCGGCCCUGCUGAGCCUGUUCAGCGCCGACACCAUCCUCAUCGGACACAGCCUGGAGAGCGACCUGCUGGCCUUGAAGCUCAUCCACCGCCGCGUGGUGGACACCGCCGUGCUCUUCCCGCACCGCCGCGGGCUGCCCUACAAGCGCUCCCUGCGCAGCCUCAUCUCCCAGUUCCUCGGGCAGGAGAUCCAGGCCAGCGGGGCCGGGCACGACCCCAGCGAGGAUGCUGGAGCGUGCAUGCGGCUGGUGAUGUGGAAGAUUCUGGAGGACAGCAAGAGUGGAGGCCCUGGGGACUGCAGCCCCCCGUCGCCUGCCCUUCCCCGAGAACCUUCGGGCUGA